Molecule: messenger RNA, 2649 nt
Organism: Ostreobium quekettii
Lineage: Eukaryota; Viridiplantae; Chlorophyta; Ulvophyceae; Bryopsidales; Ostreobiaceae
Source: the annotation of a GenBank genome assembly
AUGGUUCCGUGUGGGGCGGAAGGCAGCAGCGACGAAACAACGCAAAGAGUGGUUCGCUGUAGCGAGCAGGCGCGGCCCCCCCCCUGGCGGCCCGCCAAGAUGGACCUAUGGCGCAGCGAACCUAUGCAGCGCAUUCGGCUGAUGGUCCCUGCCGAGGCCGCCCGCGAAACGAUUGUGUCGUUGGGUGAGAUUGGGCUGGUGCAGUUCGUGGAUCUGAACCCCAACCGCAGCGCAUUUCAGAGAACCUACGCUACGGAGGUGAAGAGAUGCGACGAGAUGACGCGCAGGCUGCGGUUCUUCAAAGAACAGGUGGCUAAAGAGGACCUCCCGACUGGUGGAAGGGGGUUGGACAAGGGCAUCUCGUUGGAUGAGCUCGAGGCCCGUCUGGAAGAGCUUGAACGUGAGCUGCUUGAGGUGAACGCUAACAGCGAACGCCUCCAGCGGACGCGAAGUGAGCUGGUUGAGCUGCAGCUUGUGCUGGAGAAGGCUGGAAGCUUUUUUGAAGAGGCCAGGGGCAUUGCGCAGCCCGAGUUCCUGGACACAGGUGCACCACAAGACAUUGGUGCACCCCUGUUGGAGAGUGCUCAGCCGGUUGAGCACAAGGUUGCUCGGGUUGGAUUCCUUGCAGGGCUAAUCCCCAAAGAGAAGCUGGAGAAUUUUGAGCGCCUGCUGUUCCGUGCAACGCGAGGCAACAUGUUCCUGAAGCACUCAGAUGUUGGCACAAUAAAGGAUCCAGCCACAGGGGAACACUUGGAGAAGGAUGUCUUUGUGGUUUUCUAUGCUGGCGAGCGGGCAAGAACUAAGAUCAUGAAGAUAUGCGAAGUGUAUGGUGCCAACACCUACCCGUUCCCAGAGGAGGCUGCUCGCCAGCGCCAAAUGAACAGUGAGGUGACAAUGCGCCUCAGAGAACUGUCAACAACUAUAGAAGCUGGAGAAAGGCUGAGGUAUGAGGUGCUGCGCACCUUAGCUGCCAACAUCACAGGCUGGUGUGAGAGGUUAAUCAGGGAAAAGGCCACCUUUCAUGUCAUGAACAAAUUGUCUGUCGACAACUCACGGAAGGUAUUGGUGGGUGAGGCGUGGGUACCAGUGGAUGCCCUUGAGGAAGUCAGAGACGCUCUUGUGACAGCUACGGAAGUCAGCAGUGCUCAGACCAGCACCAUCCUGGAGCACAUGCGUCCUGAGGGUCCUCCUCCCACGUAUUUCAAGACAAACAAGUUUACAGAAGGUUUUCAGUCGAUUGUGGAAGCUUAUGGAGUUGCCCGUUACCGGGAGGUGAAUCCUUCAGUAUUUACCUGUGUGACAUUUCCCUUCCUCUUUGCCGUCAUGUUUGGCGAUUUGGGGCAUGGUAUCCUCAUGCUGCUGUUUGCCCUCUUCAUGGUCAUUCGUGAGAAGGCACUGAGCAAGACGAAGAAUGAUAUGUUCGAGAUGCUGUUUGGGGGCCGCUAUGUCAUCCUCAUGAUGGCCAUUUUCUCCAUCUACACAGGGCUGGUGUACAAUGAGGCCUUCUCUAUGCCCACAACACUGUUCGGGGACACAAAAUGGGUGUGCCAGAAUGGCACACAGGAUGACUGGACAGCGGUGGACAUCAGAUUUUGCCAUGGAAGAAACCUGACUUUUCUCAAUAACACGGACCCUUAUCCCUUGGGUCUGGACCCAGCUUGGCAUGGGACCAAAAACGAGUUGACAUUCACGAACUCUCUCAAAAUGAAGAUGUCCGUGAUAUUUGGCGUUCUGCAUAUGGACUUGGGGAUUGUCAUGUCCUUGUUCAACCAGCAGUAUUUCCAAGACAGCCUCUCGAUUUGGUGUGAGGUCGUCCCUCAGCUGCUGUUUUUGAACUCCAUAUUUGGAUACCUGGCAUUCAUGAUCGUGUAUAAGUGGUCUGUCAAUGCCAACUUUGCCUACCAAUAUCCGCCUCCACUCGAGACUCCACUCAACAAGGGGACAGCCGAUCUUUACAACGUCAUGAUCAACAUGUUUCUGAGUCCUGGGCAUGUUGACGAUGCUGGGAGGCUGUAUGACGGCCAGGGAGCCAUCCAGGGGAUCCUCAUAUUUGUGGCAUUCAUUUCUGUGCCCUGGAUGCUGCUGCCAAAGCCUCUCAUACUUCGCAAAAGGCAUAUGGCAGGGAGGCUGGGGAGAUCUCGCACUGGCUAUAGUUCGGUGGCUAAUGCAGAUGAUUCUGAUGAUCAGGAACUGCUUGACGACGAUGAGCCAAACUUUGGUGCCGCACAUGGGGGUGCAGAAGCUGCUGCUGGUGUAUUCAAUUUUGGGGACAUCAUGGUGCACCAGAUGAUCCACACCAUUGAAUUCGUCCUGGGCGCUGUCUCUAACACAGCAUCAUACUUAAGGCUGUGGGCGCUCACCCUUGCACACUCGCAGCUCAGUGUGGUGUUCUACGACAGGGUGCUCAUGAUGGUAGUCAGCAUUGCAGCCGAUGAGGCCUCUGUGGCACGUUCAGUUAUCAUGAUACUUACAGGCUUUUUUGUAUUUGCAAUGGCCACCCUUGGGGUCCUCAUGGUCAUGGAGUCCUUGUCAGCCUUCCUUCACGCACUGCGUCUCCACUGGGUGGAGUACCAAAAUAAGUUCUACAAUGGCGAUGGCUACAAGUUCAUUCCUUUCAGCUUUGCCAAUGUGGGGAAGGAGGACCUUUGA